UCUUUUGGUGACGAAAAGUGCUUGUAGCUGGCCGUACGCCGUAAUUUAGUAGGUUUUUUUUUGGUACUAUGAUGAUUACAUGUGGUAGAAUAUAUUAAUUGUCGGUAAACGAAAAGUGCUAACAACACUUCAGAAAUGAGUUAGUUACAAAGGCGAUGGAUCCAGGGCAAUCGGAGUAUUAUGAGUUUCUUGAUCUGACUGAUAUAGAUGAAAGUGAACGUUGCCAGUUAAACAACACUCUUUUUCCGUCAGAGCAAAGUUCUCAUGAUUUAUCCGACUCUGGAGUUUGGAAUGAAGGUACAUUUGAAUCUGACUGGCUAUCCACAUUAAAUAGUGGAUCCUCUGUACCUCCAUCUGAGUCAGACUUUUCAAUGAACGGGGAUCAUCAAGCAGUUUCACCUCAGUUUGGAGUUGGAUCACAAUGUCCUCCACCAAACACAAUAUAUUCUGCUGCUCCUCCAUACAACAUGCAACCACCAGGAUCCUCUCCGUCACAUAUGUACCAUCUAAUGCAGCCAGCUCCUAUGAGUAAUGUGUAUGUUGGUAAUGUAACUGCCAAUGUGAAUGUUCAUGGUUAUUUGGGACAUUAUGUGCCCUUCAUACCUCAAGGGCAAGUUGAGCAAAUGCCUGAGGUCUCAUCUCAAAGACCCAUACAUAAUCGUGAGCAUAACCCUAGAGGAAGACGCGGUCGAGGUGGACACAACAAGCGUGAUUACCAGCAGCAAAGGUCACAACAAAUUCAGCAACAGCAUGUGCAACAAGACAUGGUGGAUGUACAGCAGCAGCAGCAACCAAAUCACUAUCAGUAUAUGCCCAUACCUUAUCAAUCUGCAUAUUAUCCAACUGGCCCUCAAAGCCAUUUAGCACAACAUGCUACUGGAUCACCAAUCUAUGUUGGUCAACAUGUGCCUAUGUAUGCCCCAAUGCCUCAUUUAUAUCAAUUUCAUCCCGGAAUGGUUUAUUCGCCUGUGAGUGUACCGCCUGAGUAUCAGUUAAUGGAUCCUACUGGCAAAAUUGAAAGUUGUGAAUUAGAAAUGUAUCCCCAAGCUUCUGAAAUACAUCAGCAUAUGAUGGGCAUGAAUAUUCAAGGUGAGGAAAUGUAUAAUUGUUUACCAACCGAAGUUACUAAUCAAGUUUCUGAUUUUCAAAUAAAUCAGAAUGACGGUGCUGUACUAGAUGAUAGCAAUCAGAUUACACCUCUGGGAAUUGAUGGCUCAAAUACUGUUGCGGAAAAUUCAAAUAGAAUUCGAGAAGAAAUUUCUCAGGUUGAUGUUUUAGUAAAUAGUAAUGAGAAUAAAGCGUCUAUUUCUGUUGAAUAUCCACCUUCUAUUGUUGAGACUUCAUCCAUAAUUGUGGAAAAUAGUAAAGAGGUUAGCCUAAAGCAAUCUGUUCCAAUUACAAAUGCAGCCGCUAUUACUUCUAUUGUAGAACCAAUAGAAUAUGCAUCUGUUGCGGAUGCUGCUGAAGGUGUUGCUGACACUAAUAUGAUGGCUGCUACAGUUGCUAGUGUUGCAGGUGCUGGAGAUGCUACUGUUAUGGAUGCUUCAGAUGCUAUUGUUGCAGGUGCUGCAGCUAUCUACUCUUCAUCACAACAUGCUUCAAAUCCAAAAUCAAAGGGACUUUUUGUAAAUAAUAAAGACAUAGUAAAAACAGGAGUUGGUCGAAAAUCAACAAAACCUUCACAAAACAAAAGCUCACAACAAGCACUUACAAAAGAGAAUACCAUGACUGUUCCUGCUCUACAACCACAGGAAGUUCAGAAACUCCAAUCAAGCAAGAUAAAUGACAAUAGACCAAAAUCUCAAACUCCUCCUAAUUCAGUGUGGAAUAAACCAAUAAAUGUGAAAUCAAAUACAACUAAACCGAACAAUAAUGAGAAUAAAGGCAGUGAAGUUAAUAAAAGCUUAGAACCAGCAUUUGAACAAUUGCAAGCUGAAACAAGUGUUGCUGCUUCACAGAGUAAAUCUUGGGCUAGUUUAUUUAACAAUUCAAAAAAUUCAGUUAUCAAACCAAUGGCUGUGGUGCAACCAUUAGAAAAUAGCAUGACUGCAGGAGCUCAAAAUCAAAUUACCCAAAAAAGCAAUAAAUCACAAGUUACUGUACAUACUACUAGUGACAAUACUUCAACAUUUUUAAAUGAUCCUAAUUCAUACAGAGCUGGAGAAUUUCUUUCAAAGUACAAUCUGGAUAAUAGAACUGUUAGCUUACAACCUAGAGGAUUAACAAAUCGGUCCAACUACUGUUAUAUAAAUUCUACUUUGCAAGCUCUUUUGGCUUGUCCUCCAUUAUAUAAUUUGCUAAAGGCAUUACCCCAUCAAAUCUCCAAGAAAAGCAAAAGCUCAACCCCUGUGCUAGAUGCUAUGACUCAAUUAGCUUAUGAGUUUAUGCCUUUGCCUCCUGGUGCUCGAGUUGGUCGUCGUGAAAAAGGUCACCAGCGUAAAGAUGAAUUACCAGAUGUGUCCACAGGUCCACCAUUUGAACCAUUGGUUAUUCACAGAAUGCUUAGUGGUUUCCAUCCAAAUACUUUCCAGGUUGAAGGAAGACAAGAGGAUGCAGAAGAGUUUUUGAGUUGCCUUCUUAAUGGAUUAAAUGAUGAAAUGGUGGAGAUGUUCAAUUUCAGGACUCAAUUAGCUUAUGAGUUUAUGCCUUUGCCUCCUGGUGCUCGAGUUGGUCGUCGUGAAAAAGGUCACCAGCGUAAAGAUGAAUUACCAGAUGUGUCCACAGGUCCACCAUUUGAACCAUUGGUUAUUCACAGAAUGCUUAGUGGUUUCCAUCCAAAUACUUUCCAGGUUGAAGGAAGACAAGAGGAUGCAGAAGAGUUUUUGAGUUGCCUUCUUAAUGGAUUAAAUGAUGAAAUGGUGGAGCUCAUAAAACUAGUAGAACCUGAAGAAAAAGCUCAACUGUCCAAUGGUGAUAUGGUGAAUGGGCAUAGACAGUGUGAUGAUGAUGCUAAUGAUGAUGAUGAUGAUGAAUGGAAGGUAAUGGGUCCAAAAAAUAAAGGUUCUAUAACUAGGCGGUCAUAUUUUGGCCGUUCACCAAUUAGUGAUAUUUGAGGUCAAUUAAGAUCACGAGUUCAAAGGGCUGGCGAUUUGACGACUGAUAGUGUGCAGCCUUUUUUCACACUUCAAUUAGAUAUAGAGAAAGCGGCAUCUGUCUCACAAGCAUUGGAAUUAUUAGUUGGACGUGAUCAAUUGGAAGGUGUUACUUGUUCUAAAACAAACCAAGAGGUUGAGGCUUGGCAACAAGUCUCUUUAGAAGAACUGCCAGUUGUACUAAUUUUACAUCUAAAGUGGUUUGAUUACAAGUUAGAUGGUUGUACAAAAAUAGUAAAAAAUGUUGAUUUUCCAAUUGACCUUAAAAUAGAUCCCAAGCUAAUGUCAACUAAAACGAAGUAUGCGGUAAAACAGCGUCAAUACAAAUUAUUUGCAGUUGUUUACCAUGAUGGAAAAGAAGCUUCAAAGGGGCAUUACAUUACCGAUGUGUUCCAUGUUGGCUUUAAUGGCUGGAUACGAUACGAUGACAGUGUUGUUAAGGCAGUCACUGAGAAUAUGGUGUUGCAUCCCAGACAACCACGGGUUCCUUAUUUACUUUAUUAUAGAAGGUGCGAUACUAUUGGACCCUCUAACAAUGUUAACCAACGUACUCAUUGAUAUGUCUGA
Ctenocephalides felis (cat flea) is the source of this 3659-nucleotide messenger RNA. RefSeq lists its product as uncharacterized. NCBI's taxonomy places the organism in Eukaryota, Metazoa, Arthropoda, Insecta, Siphonaptera, Pulicidae. The record is from RefSeq and is a predicted model, not a curated record. Gene Ontology annotation, biological process: DNA damage response, signal transduction by p53 class mediator; protein deubiquitination; regulation of autophagy. Gene Ontology annotation, molecular function: cysteine-type endopeptidase activity; cysteine-type deubiquitinase activity. Gene Ontology annotation, cellular component: nucleus; cytosol.